Galeopterus variegatus (Sunda flying lemur) is the source of this 1185-nucleotide messenger RNA. RefSeq names its product BRCA2 and CDKN1A interacting protein (gene BCCIP). The coding region runs from base 18 to 965 and encodes 315 amino acids. Gene Ontology annotation, cellular component: nucleus. The transcript has 7 exons. The record is from RefSeq and is a predicted model, not a curated record. Lineage: Eukaryota; Metazoa; Chordata; Mammalia; Dermoptera; Cynocephalidae.
GCGCUGUGGGCGGCAUCAUGGCGUCCAGGCCCAAGCGGCGGGCCGUAGGCGGUGGGGAUCCCCUGCCGCCGGUCGUCCCGGCCCAGCGCGACGAGGAAGAAGAGGACGAUGAAGUCGAGGAUGAGGACGAAGACGAUGAAGACAGCGACGAAGAAGAGGAGGAAGACGCCGAGAUCGUUGGCGAGGAAGUGAAUAUUGAAUUUGAAGCUUAUUCCAUCUCAGAUAACGAUUAUGACGGAAUUAAGAAAUUACUGCAGCAGCUUUUCCGAAAGGCUCCUGUGAACACUGCAGAACUAACAGAUCUCUUAAUUCAACAAAACCAUAUUGGGAGUGUGAUUAAGCAAACAGAUGUUUCAGAAGACAGUGAUGAUGGUGUGGAUGAAGAUGAGAUUUUUGGUUUCAUAAGCCUUUUAAAUUUAACUGAAAGAAAGGGUACCCAGUGCACUGAACAAAUUAAAGAGUUGAUUCUGAGCUUCUGUGAGAAGAACUGUGAGAAGAGCAUGGUUGAACAGCUGGACAAGCUUUUAAAUGACCCCAGCAAGCCUGUGGGCCUUCUGCUAAGUGAAAGAUUCAUUAACGUCCCUCCGCAGAUUGCUCUGCCUAUGCACCAACAGCUUCAGCAAGAACUAGUGGAGGCACAUAGAACCAAUAAGCCGUGUGGUAAGUGCUGCUUUUACCUUCUGAUUAGUAAGACAUUUGAGGAAGCAGGAAAGAACCAUUCCAAGAAGAAAUGGAGCAACCAAAAGAAAGACGAAUUAAUGUUUGCAAAUGCAGAGGAAGAAUUUUUCUAUGAGAAAGCAAUCCUGAAGUUCAACUACUCAGUACAAGAGGAGAGUGACACUUGUCUGGGAGGCAGAUGGUCUUUUGAUGAUGUGCCGAUGAAGCCCUUGCGAACUGUGAUGUUAAUUCCAGGCGACAAGAUGAAUGAAAUCAUGGAUAAACUGAAAGAACAUCUAUCUAUUUAGCCCAUUUCCCACGGACCGUGAUGGGCUUGUUUUUUUUUAAAUUACCAGAAAACUCAGUGGAGAUUUACUGAAAAACUCAUGACUUUAUUCAGAUUAAGUCUUCUACAAAAAGUAGGGUUCUGUCCUGUGUGUCUAUGAUACAUUUACAAAAUAUCUUUUUAAAAAAAUUUUGGUCAAAUUAUGAAUGGUUGAUUAAAAACUUUUCCAAUAAGAAGAAAAA